AUGAGUAUGGUUACGUUUGUAACUAUUGCUACAUGCUCAAAUCAGAUUGUGUACCCGCUUGAAGCAUUAGAAAAAAUAAACGAAAGUGCUUCCAUCAUCACUGAAACUCGUUCUAAUCGUCGAUUCUUCCGGAACGCUGGAGACGACCCACUCACCAAAUCCCUCGAACAGCUUCAAAUGGUUUCUCGUAUCACCAAUGCUAUCUACCUUCAACAUGGCCUCAUCACCGGAUCCAUUCCGACCAAUGAAUUGAUAUCUGAAUUGUUCCAUCUUGGCUCCAUUCUUCCAUCCGACAUCCAUUCGAUCGAUGCCACAAAAGUUCAAGGAGCAAUCACUGCGUUGAAGGAGCUGCCAUCGAAACUUCAGCCGGCUACAAUUAUUCAAAAUAUUGAGGGGUCGUUUGUUGCGUUGAAGACGAUUCUGGAAGUGAUCGAGGGAAUGGGAGAUAUAAGAGAGUGGAAGGAGGAGAAGACGAAGUUCAAAGCUGGAAUUCAGAAGUUGGCGGAUUCUGGAGUGGAGGUGACGGAUGUUUCAAAUAUCAAGGGAGCGGCAACUUCGUGGGUCUCGAUGAGUGCAGAAAUGACAACAGCCAAUCCCACUCAAGGAAAAAGUCUACUGGAACUUUUAGCACCAAAAUUGGAAGUGAUCAAUAAUGCAUCAAAUACUCUAAACGUUGCAAAUCUCUAUUCUUCACCAACAACUCCUGGAUUGACACCUAUUGUGAUGGCUGACGCUGGAGUAGUCAAAUAUACGGAUCACGCUACUAAAGCUUUGGUCUCUGAAAAAAAAGCAGGAGUGUAUUUGAACUAUUUCAAAACCAUCCAAAACGAGACUAAGCCAGUGAAAGACGCAAGCCAGGAAGUCAGAUUAAUUCGGGACCUUCUGAAAUCUCGUCUGGCAAAACAUCAGUCUCUCAACUACACGGCAGGAUUUCCUGACGGUUCGAUUGAAAUUCCAGUUGUCCAUCGUGAUUUGAAGUUUGCUUGGAUCAGACAAAUAGUGAAUACGGACAGUCUUGCGGUUGCAUUGAGUGAGCUGAAGACGUUGGAGCCAUCGACAUCUAAGAUUGAAGGGAUUUUGGUAUCUAAAGAAGUUGUCGACAGUGCCAGAACAAUGUUUACGUUCAUUGAGGAACUCGAAACUGUUGAAUCGAGAUCAAGAGAGUUCCAGGCAGAAAUGGUUGGCACUUAUGCAUGUACUGAAAAACGGCCAUCAAAUCCAGACCAGCCGGAUUUUGCGGAAGUACAAGUUCUGUUGGAUUAUUUGAAGAAGGUGGAUGAAAUGAUAGCGGAGUUGAAGAAUAAAACGGAACUUCUCAAAGAAUAUCUGAAGAAUCCGGAAAUUGGUGAAUGGUGUGCAGAGGUCAUUGAGAUAUGUAAGGAGGCUGGAACCAAUCCGAAUAUCCAGGAAAUCGUCAAUAAGUUCAAAGAUUAUGGACACCGGGAGAGCUUGACAAAGCACAUGGAAAACAUCCAAUCACUCGCUCAAGAAGUAGUCAAUGUUCAGAAAGUAACAACUAUCCAAAACGUGUCAAAAGACGCGGUGGCUAAAUUCAAUGAUCUAGAUGCCUAUCAUAACAGUGUUGGCCAUUAUGCUGAGUAUUUCGAUUGUCUGCAGAAAAAGGAUCUGGAUAGAGUAUUUGAAAUGGUGGAGUCGCUGAAAGGGAUACGGUCAAGACAUGGAGAUCAAAAAUUUGCGGAUUCGAUGGAUAGCGGCAUGAAGACGGUUAAUGCAUUGAAUGGACUGGCUGGAAGUUUCAAGGAGAUGGAGAAUGCAAUGGUGGCUCAAAAAGGAUUCAGAAGUAAAGAGACUGGGGCGUUGGGGCUUCUGAAGAACGGACAGCAACACUCGAUGACAAUUGGGAGAGCCGUGGAAGGAGUGUGGAAUAUGAAGAAGGCGUUGGAUAGAAGAUCGGAGGUGAAGUUGGAUAUUGGAGUCAUUCAGAAGUAUCGGAGCGUGUUGGUGAACGAUUCUGGAGAUUUGAAGAAUCUCGACUUGCUGGAGAAGAUUCCGAAGGAGAUUCUGGAGAUGUAUGGUCACCUCGACAAGUUUCAGAAGACUGUGCAAUUCUCGAAUGACACGAUUCUGGCCAAUCAUUCUUCUAUUUUUGAGAACGCCAAGAUGGUCACAGGGCUUACUGAUUUCGAUACCUCAAGUCUGAUGUCCACACUGGGAAAGCUGAAACAACACGUGAAGGAUUCAGAAGAUGUCAAGAAGCUGGAGAAGGUUGAAGCCGACCUGAAACUUUUAGAGUCCCUGGGUCUCAACUUUGCAAGUGGAUACAAGAAAAGUUUCGAAGAAUCUGAGAACACCCUGAAAGCAUUGGACUCGUUUUUCCUCAGCUAUGCCAAACAGAUGUCAGCGACUCCGGCGCCACCAAAACUUGUGACCAAACCAACAGCCUCAAACCAGAAAGGGAAGAUGCCAGAAGUGGUGACUGUUACAGUUGAGAAGAAGGUUGAGUCGGAUGAGUCCAUGCCUUUGUACUUCUGGUUGCUCAUCGGCAUAGCCAUAGUAAUCACCGUCGUCGGUUGCUUUUUUGGGGCAAAGAAAUGCUGGAAAUGCAUGACAACCAUCGAACCGGUUGGCUGGUAUCUGGACUUCUCGUUUAAAACGUUGAAGAGCUUUUUGAGAACGCUGAAUCAAGCUUUCGUCGCGUACAGAAGCAGAAAUCGAUCGGACUAUAGCAACUUGGAAACGUUCUAUGGUUAUUUUGAGGAGACAUGUGCAAUUGAUACGGCAGCGUGUUAUCCUUUUAGAGACACCGAACUUGUUGAUAUGAGGAGACAGUGCAGAUUCAACACCCCGCUCCCGAAAAUUUCUUAUAUAGAAUUGUAUGGAUAUGGUGAGACAGGAGAUCGUUUACACCAGAGUUUCCUCCAAUUGCCCAAUCAACGUCAGUGUAAAAUAACGCAAGGACCGAUGAGAUCAGCGGAACGCCGUAUUGAGACAAGAAGCAAGUUCUGGUGGUCAGUCAGACAAUCGGAUGCUAACGAAAUUGUUCAGCUUUGUCCGUGGAUCAACAGCAACGGUGAAGUCCAAGCGGAGAGUUAUUUUCCGGAAGAGGAAGGGCAAGUCAUGGAAAUUCGAAACAAGAACAUACGGCUGCAAUGUAUCAAAAAGACAAUAUAUGAACGUGAUAGUGAUCUUGAGAUUCGUACAAUUCGUGUUGUGAUGCCAAAUAGAAAAAAGCCCCGGAGGAAUGAUGUCUUCGACGUAACCCACUACUUUUAUAAAGGAUGGCGUGAUGACGACGACGUACCGAGCAAUGUGGACACGAUUCUUCAUAUCAUUUAUAUGUUGGAGAAGAAAGAGAAAAAAGUUAUUGUCAAGAACACUCUGAUGGUGGUUUGUGGGAAUGGAGUCGCUCGAUCAGGACCUUUUACUUUUAUCAUGCAUGCUAUUCAAUCGAUGAAAAUGCGCGAAGAACCGAGUCUCCAGAGUACGAUGAAAGCAAUUCAUCAAGCUCGACCGUAUCCAAUCUCCAACGGCCGUCUCUACGGAUUUUGUGUUUAUGCAAUUGCGAAGUAUGUAAAUGAGUACUGUAAAGGAGAGGAGGACUCUUUCGAUUGGGAAGAAGAGGCUAUUUAUAAUGAUCUGGUAGCUGGAUAUAAUGGAUGGCGAGAGGGUAGAGAUGCUGUCGCAAAUCGUGGACAACACUGA
Molecule: messenger RNA, 3663 nt
Organism: Caenorhabditis remanei
Lineage: Eukaryota; Metazoa; Nematoda; Chromadorea; Rhabditida; Rhabditidae
Exons: 8
Coding region: 1-3663 (1220 amino acids)
Biological process (GO): protein dephosphorylation
Molecular function (GO): protein tyrosine phosphatase activity
Source: RefSeq, a predicted model, not a curated record